This is a messenger RNA of Trichobilharzia szidati, 3229 nucleotides long. The record is from the annotation of a GenBank genome assembly. Lineage: Eukaryota; Metazoa; Platyhelminthes; Trematoda; Strigeidida; Schistosomatidae.
AAGACAUUGGCGGGCUCCCGAGAAGUUACUCAGCGUGUCGUUACUAUGAGUGAGAGCAUUAAGGUUAUAUGCCGUGUAAGGCCACUCAAUGAACAAGAGAAAGCAAAUGACAGCAAGUUCGUGGUGUCAUUCCCCGGUGAUGGAAACACAACUGUAUCUCUUGGGGGUAAAAACUAUAGCUUCGAUCAUGUAGUUCAGCCAAAGGCAUCUCAGUUGGAGGUGUAUGAAGUUGUGGCCAAGCCCAUUGUUGUGGAUGUGUUGAACGGAUAUAAUGGGACAAUAUUCGCCUAUGGUCAAACUUCAAGUGGAAAGACUUUUACUAUGGAGGGUAUUUUAGGUGACCCAGUCUUUCAAGGUGUUAUCCCGCGGAUAGUUCACGAUAUAUUCAACCAUAUAUACCAAAUGGAUGAAAACUUGGAGUUCCAUAUUAAGGUUUCUUACUUUGAAAUAUACAUGGAAAAAAUUCGUGAUCUGCUUGAUGUUUCGAAGACAAACCUACAGGUCCAUGAAGAUAAAGAUCGAGUUCCUUACGUGAAAGGUGUCACGGAAAAGUUUGUUUCCACUCCAGAAGAGGUUUUUAAAGCCAUUGACGAGGGGAAAGUUAACCGUCAUGUAGCCGUGACAAACAUGAAUGAGCACAGUUCUCGAAGUCACUCAGUAUUCCUGAUCAAUGUUCGACAAGAGAACUUGGAAACUCAAAAGAAACUGCAUGGGAAACUGUAUCUUGUUGAUUUGGCUGGUAGUGAGAAAGUUGCGAAGACAGGCGCUGAGGGCACUGUAUUGGACGAAGCCAAAAAUAUUAACAAAUCACUUUCUGCUCUUGGUAAUGUGAUCAAUGCACUCGUGGAAGGAAGUUCUCAUAUUCCUUAUCGUGACUCUAAACUAACUCGCAUUCUUCAAGAAUCUCUUGGAGGUAAUGCACGAACAACUAUGGUGAUUUGUUGUUCUCCUGCUGGUUACAAUGAUGCCGAGACGAAGUCCACCCUAAUGUUCGGUAUGCGAGCUAAAACUAUCAAGAAUCUGGUAACGGUGAACGUAGAAAUUACGGCUGAUGAAUGGCGUAGAAGGUAUGAGCAGGAAAAGGAGAAGGUUGGCAAGUCCCACACUAUUUUAAGUCAUCUGGAAAGUGAAUUAAAACGUUGGCGAGCAGGUGAAACUGUUAACCAAGCUGAAUGGUUCACGGAAAAUCAAUAUGCUGGUGCUAUAGAUGAUACAAGAGAUUCGAUAACUACACCCAGUUUCCCCGGUACACCACUGCUAGACAGCGUCUCUACUUCUACCCCACGAUCUACUUGCCUCACAAAUGCAUCUCCAGCCUACACUCCGGGCAGUAAAACUGUCGGAGCUGGUUUGGCUUCGGCAAGGAAAGUUGGAGAUGAACAGUUACAGUUGCUUUAUCAACAACUUGACGACAGAGAUGAUGAAAUAACUAAACAGGCUGAGACAAUAUCGCGUCUUCACCAGCAAAUUGAAGAGCAAGACGUGGUGAACAAUUCUUUGCGUUUAGAACGUGAGGGACAAUUAAAAGAAAUUACAACUCUUCAGGCUGAAUACCAGUCGAGCAAAGAUGAAAUGAAGGAAGUCCUGCAAGCCUUAGAAGAAUUAGCAAUAAAUUAUGACCAAAAGGCUCAAGAGGUUGAUGCAAAAGCGAAAGAACUUGAAGAGACUCAAGAGUCCUUGCUAGAACAAACCCGUUUAAUGCAUAGUAAAGACGGUGAAUUGUUGCAGUUGAAGGAUACGCAUCAAAAUCAGAAGAAGAAAUAUACUGAAAUGAUGUCUAGCCUGUUGAAGGAUCUAAUUGAUGUUGGUGAAUGCUUGAAUGAUCAAAUCACGAAACCAUCUGUUAGUUCUGAACGAUUAGAUGAAGAGUUUGCUUUUGUUCGUUUGUAUAUAAGUAAGAUGAAAAGUGAGGCGAAAUCACUGCACUCACGUGUACGUCAAUUGGAAGAGGAACGUGUACAACAUGUACAGUUAUUGCGUAAGAGCGACGAUAAAUGUAAAGAUCUUCGAACACGACUUCAUGCUUCUGAAGUGAAAGUUGGCACCCUAAGCGAUAAAAUUGACGAGUCAGAAUCACGUAAGCGUCAAUUGCAGGAGACAGUGGAUAGCUUAAAUGCGGAGUUGGCAAAACUACGCGCUAAUGAACAAUUCAUCACCGGAUCUGGUCAACAAAAUGCACAAAUAAUAGCUGACCAAUCAGCGUUACGAGCAAAAUUAGAUGAAGAGUUUAAACGACAAUCAGAGUAUUAUGCAGCACAGAUGAAAUCUCUACGUGAUGAAUUAGACGAGAAACAGAAGAAGCUGGAGGAAUACAAGGAUGAAUUCAAUAAUUUCAAAUUCCAAUCCGAGAAAUCACAAGAGGAGGUGAAACAGUUACGUGAAGAAUUGGAGACAAAGGAGAAACGACUAGACACAUUCGAGAAGACAGCUGAGAAACGUGAACAGGCUAAAGAAGAUCUACGUGGUUUGGAAGAGACAGUCAUCAUAGAAUUGCACAGACUACACAAAUUACGACGAUUAUUCAUUCAAUAUCUUAGUAGACGAGCUAAAAAGUCUGCAAAUUGUGUGAAUGCAAUGGCAGCGGCUGAAAAAGCUACAGGUAACCAGCAAGGCGGUAAUAUGGCCAGUCAACAACAACAAAUCUCCGAAAUUAUAUUCAUGGAAGAUGAUGAUGACGAUGAACCAGGUCUAGCUGGUUCAUCGGCUCAAAGAGAGAAAAUUGCCUUCCUUGAAGGCAAUCUUGAAAAAAUAACUAAAUUGCAUAAACAACUUGCACAUGACAAUGCAGAGCUACGUUGUCAACUUUCCAAAACGGAAAAACGUCUUGAGUGUACUCAGGAGCGUGUACGCAGCUUAGAGGUAUCAUUGAAGGAGGCUAAGGAAGGAGCUAUGCGAGAUCGUAAACGUUAUCAAGUUGAAGUAGAACGUAUUAAAGAGGUUGUCCGUCAACGGAAUAUCACUGGACGUCGUGGUCAAUCACAAAUCGCUAAACCUAUACGCGCUGGACAUGCACCAGUGUCCACUGCUGGCGAUGGUCGGACAGCAGUGACACGACCAGAUAUUCCAAAAUCGUCAUAAUCUUUCAUAUACACGUGUUGAUUAUUUUUCUAUAUGACCAUAUACUUUCCUUCAUAGUUUCAUCUUAAUAGACUGUUGAUGAAGAGCCCUUUAUGUUGCGUAUGUAUGUGUGGUGUUAUGUGCUAUGUGAUUUUUCUCUUUUCUAUCUUUA